Messenger RNA from Engraulis encrasicolus (European anchovy), 4088 nucleotides. It is a transcript of the gene fam234a, whose product is annotated as family with sequence similarity 234 member A. The transcript has 12 exons. Bases 161 to 1876 code for a protein of 571 amino acids. NCBI's taxonomy places the organism in Eukaryota, Metazoa, Chordata, Actinopteri, Clupeiformes, Engraulidae. The record is from RefSeq and is a predicted model, not a curated record.
GACCAGCAUUCUCAACAAACCACCUCAACCUCGCGUGAGGUUGUGUUGUAUUUGGGCUACCCAGACACAGCAACACUCGAGGCGACUACUUCAGUCCAAACAAGUUGGACAGGUCCUCCCAACAGCUGUGUGUGUGUGUCGUGAGUGUGACUGAGCGUAGAUGACGAAUCCCGGGGUUUGCCCGAGUGAGGUGGAUCCCUUAAAGGGGGAGGAAGGGGAUCUAGGUGGCAGUGGCGUUGGAGCUCCCACCUCCCCCUCCAAGAAGAGCAAGGGGGCGUGCGGGGGAGGCCUGCGCUUCUCUCGCCUCUCGGGGUGGCGCACCGCAGCCUUCCUCUUCUCCCUCUUCCUCUGCCUCACCAUCGUCUUCGCCUUCUCCUUCAUCCUGCCCUGCCCCACGCGCCCAGACUACUUGCAGACCUGGAACCGCACUUUACAUGCCGCAGCCACGUACGAUUUCCUGGCAAUAGAAUAUAUUGACGAAGACAAGGUCAAAGAUGUCCUCUUCACCUACAAGAGCAAUAAGGGGAGUGAGGAGAACAAGACCUGUGAAUCAGAAGGCUUGUCCUCCCCCUGUGUGUUUGUGCUUGCGGUGGAUGGAACGCACGGGAACAACAUUUGGGAGCUGCCCCUGAACUAUGACCUGCUGUGGGCCCAAUGUGGACUUGGUGUAGCGGGAGUGGAGGGAAAGGGCACGUGUCUCUUUGCCCAUACCAAUACACUCACUGCCAUCUCAUACACAGGUAACGUGCUGUGGCAGCAGAGUUCGUCUCCAGGUGUGGGAGCUGCGCUGCCCGUACUGAGCGUCCCAGACCUGAACGGAGACGGCACAGAGGACCUCGCUCUCAUCCUGCCCCAACAGAAUCAGAUGAAGCUGGUGUUCCUCUCGGGGAAGACUGGAGUGACGUUAGGCUCUGAGGUGGAGGUGUGUGGAGAGGUCUCCUCCUCUCACAUGUUGCACCAGACGGCCAAGAAGGCGCAGUACCUCCUCCUGCAGACAGGCUCUGGGUUGAUUGCUGAGGGUUUAUGGAAUCUUGUUGCGAAAGCCGGCCUCCAGAAAGAGGUGAAAAAAGAUGCAGCGUGGGAGAAGAGGAGGAACGGGACGGGACCAAUCAUGAUCUACCCCUCUCGCUCUCUGCAGCGUGUGUCCAGUGUGUCGUUGGGCGGUGGGGUUCCCCCCUUGCUGCUGAUGACGGGCCCCAGUCCCAGUGCUGCCGAGGGGGAGCAGGAUACCAGCCAGCCUGGCGGAGUCAGCAUCAUGGAGCUGCUGGACGGCCAGAGCCUCACCUCACGCUGGAGAGCCAACACCACUAAACUGCUCAGCCAGCCAACAUUUGGAUUUUUCAAUAAAGACGACAUUCCUGAUGUGGUGAUGGAAGAGGACACGGGGAAUGGGACCAAGAGGGUGGUGGUGUUGGAUGGGAACUCGGGGCUGGAGUUGUGGUCGGUGACCUUACAGCAUGUGCCCCAUGCGCCUGCUCCUGCCUCCAUCGUCACCCUGCAUUCCUACUCCGUCUUCAUGUUGUGGGGAGAGAUGCUGGGCAACCAAACGGAGUCCGGGACAGAUAAGCACUUCUCUAAUCUCCUGUAUCCGUACUACGCUGAUGUACUGCUGCAGAAGACGAUCCCAGUGGAGCAAAUCAUUGCAUGUGAAGUGACCCUGUUGGAGCGCGGUCGUCACGCCGCCUACCUGGUGCUGACGGGGCCUCAUGCCAGCGAGGGGGCGGAGCCAGAGGCGGCGGGGUCCGUGGUCCUCACCAAGCGCAAGCUGAAGGGCGACAUCACCGACAGCCUGGUGCUGGGCGUCAGGGGAACAGUCGCCCCGGACAACGCAGAGAGCAUCAAGGAAGCCUUCCAGAGACUGCGCUUCCAAGACUAGCACGGCACCACUACACUACAACUACACUGCACGGUUUUGUGUUUUUCACUCUUUCCUAGGCUUGUGUCCCCUGGGGACCUAUACUAAGAAGCUGGUUGAGGAGUAAACCAGGUUAAGUUAAGUGGUAAAUCAUCUAAUAGAAGAGCCUGGAGUCCUCAUGUUCUUAAGAAGAUGAUUUACCUCUUAACUUGACCUGUUUUACUCCUGAACCAGCUUCUUAGUAUAGGCCCCAGGGCUUCCCACUUUGCCUGUGUUGAAGAAAUGCCUGGCUGUGGACGGGGAGGUCUCCGGACAGCUUUGGCUCUUAGGUUAGAGCUGACACCUAAGAAAUACAUUUUGCACUGUGACUGGAAGAUAAGGGACUAUUAUACCUUUACUUCUUUACCACACACACACACACACACACACACACACACACACACACACACACACACACACACACACACACACACACACACACACACACACACACACACACACACAGAGACAUGCUGACACUACAGAUAUUACUUUAACCCCAAUUCCACUUUAAGCUGCUUUAAAAAUAUCAGCUCCUUUUGUAAGUAAAAGCUAGCCACCCCAUCUGUCUCUAACCACGGCACUUGUAAGAGACUUCAGUAACUUUUUUAAAAAUGUGCAAUGGACCUGCUUUCUGUAGCAUUUGGUGUAAAUACAGUACCGUUCAGCCUUAGAGCUCUUAAAUACCUUGCAAACCAUUGAUGCUGGUCAGUAGUAAGCCUUCAACAAUCAAAAACUGAAGACAUAAGUACUACAUCCGUUCUUACUGUAUAUAUAUUACAACCCAAAAGUAAAGGAAGUCCAAUAGCUUUACUUUGGGUCGACUCAAUCAUAACAUAACUAAUCAUAACUGAAACAUGACACUCGAUUGAUUGAUUUAUUUAUUCAUACUCUCUAGAGUUUAAAGGCCUUCCAACAAGUUGAUGGGGUGUAGACCUGCUUGACUAUCAAUGCUAUGCAUGUGAUUAUGCUUUUAACCAUAGAGAUACUGACUCAACUGUUACAAUUCUGAACACUAGGGGGAAGUCUUCUCAAUGGGGAUGAUGCUGACGGUGUUUUUCUUAAUGAAUGACAUGACAUGGUGGAUAUUUACAAAGUGAAAAUGACAAACAACUACAGAAGCUGUGGUUCCACUAAGACAGAGGGAGAGACUAUAUGUGUGUGUUUGGAUUUUUAUUUUUUUUGUAGUUUUAUGGUUGGUGAGGAUGUGCAUUCUGCCUGAAUAUGAACUUGACAGAUGGAGAGCUGUCAAGUGUUAUUAACCUGCUGAAGUACGUGUGUAAAGGCUCUGGUUUUCUUUGUACACGUGACAAGCCAGGGUUUUAGUGCCUUCACUAUCGUUGCCUUAGUCCAUGUUCUGAAGGCUAUUUGCUCCACAAAGCAGGUUGCCUACUGGCCAGAGGGUUAAAUCCAUGGUUUAGUAACGAACCAUGGCAUGUUAGCUUAGCGCAAGUGGCAAACCUCCUCAUAUCACAGCCUUCUGCCUUUUUGGAUUGUGGAAUAAAGCCACAAGGCUCCUCUGUUAGUGGCUGUACCAUGGACUCGGAGUCAGCCUCCCUUCCUUAGUAUUUAAGGUUUCGUAGUGAGGAGUAAGCACACUUCAAAUCCUUUUCGUUGUUCUUGUAUUAUUAUUUCUAAUAAAAGAACAACAAAAGGGAUGUUAAGUGUGUGAACUCCUCACUCCGAAAACUAGUCCGCCUUUGUACUGCACCUUUUCCUGGGAUGUGCACAAUCUUCACCUUCAAUUCCGCUAGUAACUGAAACAUUUAUGGCUGAGGAUACUCACGUGGAGCAGGUGAUAAACCCUCUAAUACAGUGGUCUUAUGGAUUACUGUCCUAAUACAAAACAAACAUUGGCCACUGCUAUUAGGAGGUUUAUCACUUAACUAACUUGGAGAUCUAGGGCAGUCAGAAAGCUGUGCACUUUGAAUAUUUACCUGGUGGGGCCAAUAUGGGUGUGUGUGAUUCACUGUGCUGUGCCACUUUAGAGAGCGUAUUCCCGCUGUGUCCAGGGGACCAGGGGUGUGUUCCAGAGAGCAGGUUUAGUUACUUACCAGGGUACAUUACAAAAGGUAAAUCUAGUAAAUAAUACGUGUGUCCAGUGGCUUUGAUUUGAACUGAUGGAGACAAAGAAGCUGUUCACAUUUGCAGAGUUUUUACUUGUGACUUUUCGGUCUGUGACCUUCCACAAGCU